Molecule: messenger RNA, 954 nt
Organism: Auanema sp. JU1783
Lineage: Eukaryota; Metazoa; Nematoda; Chromadorea; Rhabditida; Rhabditidae
Source: the annotation of a GenBank genome assembly
AUGAUCUGUUUUCUAUCAGCCUUACUCCUGUGUAAGACUGUCUUCGCCUGUUUAUCGAACGGAUUAGCGGGAAGUUGUGGAUGUACUACAUGUCCAUGUGGUCAAACGCCUUACAUGGCUCCAGUUGCUUAUCCUGCCUCUUCGCCUAGCUUCAGUGCUUUUUCAGUUCAACAACAGCCUUCAUACAUUCAGACACAUCAAGAUCGGACUGUCGACUAUUCUUUGAAUUCGCCUAUUGCAUACGCGAAGUCACAAGAAGGAUAUGGAGCCCCUCCACCCAUACCAUCAGCAAGUGCUCCAUCUUCUUCUUACAUUCCAGCCCCAACUUUUGUAAUGAGUCCCCAUUUGACGCAACACCAAACUUCACACCAAAAACAAUCAGAUCAACAUCCGAAAGAUACACCUGUCGCGAUAGCUCCAGCUGAAUACGAAGUUACCUCUCGCAUGACUGAUGAACAAACUGAAACUUAUACAGUAGUCAGCACCAAACCGGUUUUCGGAUACUCUAUGGCUCCUAUGACUCAAACAUCGGGAUACAGCGCUGGAGGACAAAUUCAAGUUUCAUCAAGUAAUCAUGUUUCUGAAAAAGAUGAAUACUUGGCUGUCUUCAGAGAAGAACCAAGCAGUGGGCAGACUAACAAAAACUUUGUCACUUAUUAUAAUCAAGAAUGUACUGGAUUUAUACUGGGGAAAUCAUCAGGAGAAACAAUAGACUCUGCAACUCGAAAAUGUGCUUUAUUGGGCUGCAGUGCCGCAAAUGCUAUGGCUGAAGGAAACGGUUCCUAUCAGGUUGAAUUCUUACGUGAUGUGAAAGGAAGGCAAAACAAGAAAUAUCACUAUUGCAUGUCUCUUGGAACUGUUCCAUUACGGAGCAUACGUAAUACAAAGAGUGAAGAGGAUAAGAAUGAACCUGUACGUCAAUUAAGGGCAACUAUUUUCAGAAAUAAACACUGA